CGGGCCUCAGGACGGGACGGGGCGGAGGGAGGGAGGGAAGAAGGGGCGCCUGUGGCGGGCGGGAUUCUGCGAGGCGCGUGAAGCCUCGCUGGCUCCUGGUCCAGGACCCAGACGCUGGCAGGCUUGGAGUUUCUCACGACCGGCCGAGCCAGGCUCUGCUACCUACAUUUCAGAAAGCAUCAACCUUUCUCAAUGGACGCGUUCAUCAAGUGGAAUAUACCUGUUCUAUUUUAAAAAGCUUUGUGCUUAAUCUUGGAAAAAUUUACUCCUUCAAAAUGAAAAUGAGGACAUGUGAGAAGGUGAUUUAAGGUGUGGACAUUUGAGAAAGUGUCCCGUUAGAUCAGUGAACCAAAGGAUACGAACUGAAUAGAUUAAUCCUAAACACUUUAAUUUUUAAACUAGGAGGAUUUUGACAGAAAAACAACUCUUAUUCAUUAUGUAUUUUCUGAAAUUAAAAGAGAGCGACAAGAAUAGACUUAAAAUAGGUGAAGAUGUUUAGUAGAUAAACAAUGCCAGCUGUCUUCUGAUGAGGAUAAUUCAGUGAUGUUAAAUCCUUCCCAAAACCCUGGUUGUGGUCCUAACAACAAGACUUUUUUGAUGGGACUGAUAUUAAGGGAAGUGGAACCUUUGGUAUAGUCAACUCAGAGUUGUAGAACUUGCCAUCAUCAGCAUGAGUGGCUUAAAGGAGGAAAUAAAGAAGCUUUCAACUAAAUCCAAAACUACAGUCAUUUCUUUACCGCUGUGAUUUUAAGGCCUCUUCAUAACCAUUGAAAAAGAAUUGACAACUGUUUUAAAAGAUUAAAGAAAGGCAGAUGUCUGCAAACAGUUCUCCUCCAUCAGCUCAGAAGUCCGUAAUACCUGCCACUCUUCCUGCUGUGCUCCCGGCUCCGUCUCCGUGUUCCAGCCCUAAAACGGGACUCUCCGCGCGGCUCUCUGAUGGCAGCUUCAGGGCGCCGUCACUCACCAACUCCAGAGGCUCAGUGCACACAGUCUCAUUUCUGCUGCAGAUUGGCCUUACACGGGAGAGCAUUACCAUCGAAGCCCAGGAACUAUCUUUGUCUGCUGUCAAGGACCUUGUCUGCUCCAUUGUUUAUCAAAAGUUUCCAGAGUGUGGAUUCUUUGGCAUGUAUGACAAAAUUCUUCUUUUUCGCCAUGAUAUGAACUCAGAAAAUAUUCUGCAGCUCAUUACCUCAGCAGAUGAAAUACAUGAAGGAGACCUAGUAGAAGUUGUUCUUUCAGCUUUGGCCACAGUAGAAGACUUCCAGAUUCGUCCGCAUACUCUCUAUGUGCAUUCUUACAAAGCACCUACUUUCUGUGAUUACUGUGGUGAGAUGCUUUGGGGAUUGGUACGCCAGGGACUGAAAUGUGAAGGCUGUGGAUUAAAUUAUCAUAAACGAUGUGCCUUCAAGAUUCCAAAUAACUGUAGUGGUGUAAGAAAGAGACGUCUCUCAAAUGUAUCCCUGCCAGGACCUGGCCUCUCAGUUCCAAGACCCCUGCAGACUGAUUAUGUAGCCCUUCCCACUGAAGAGUCACAUGUUCACCAAGAACCUAGUAAGAGAAUUCCUUCUUGGAGUGGUCGCCCAAUCUGGAUGGAAAAGAUGGUCAUGUGCAGGGUGAAAGUCCCACACACGUUUGCUGUUCACUCAUACACCCGUCCCACGAUAUGUCAGUACUGCAAGCGGUUACUGAAAGGCCUCUUUCGCCAGGGAAUGCAGUGUAAAGAUUGUAAAUUCAACUGCCAUAAACGAUGUGCAUCUAAAGUACCAAGAGACUGCCUUGGAGAGGUUACUUUCAAUGGAGAACCAUCUACUUUGGGAACAGAUACAGAUAUACCAAUGGAUGUUGACAGUAGUGACAUGAACAGUGAUGGUAGUCGGGGUUUGGAUGACACGGAAGAACCAUCUCCCCCAGAAGAUAAAAUGUUUUUCUUGGAUCCAUCUGAUCUUGAUGUGGAAAGAGACGAAGAAGCUGUUAAAACAAUCAGUCCAUCAACAAGCAAUAACAUUCCGCUGAUGAGGGUCGUCCAGUCCAUCAAGCACACAAAGAGGAAGAGCAGCACCAUGGUGAAGGAAGGGUGGAUGGUCCAUUACACCAGCAGGGACACCCUGAGAAAGAGGCAUUAUUGGAGACUGGACAGCAAAUGUCUUACACUGUUUCAAAACGAAUCUGGAUCAAAGUAUUAUAAGGAAAUUCCACUUUCAGAAAUUCUCCGCAUAUCUUCACCACAAGAUUUCACAAGCAUUUCACAAGGCAGCAACCCACACUGUUUUGAAAUCAUCACUGAUACUAUGGUAUACUUUGUUGGUGAGAACAAUGGGGACAGCUCUCACAAUCCUGUUCUUGCUGCCACUGGAGUGGGACUUGAUGUAGCACAGAGCUGGGAAAAAGCAAUUCGCCAAGCUCUCAUGCCUGUGACGCCUCAAGCCAGUGUCUGUACUUCUCCAGGCCAAGGGAAAGAUCACAUCCCCAGAGUGAGGCUCCACAGUCAAGUCUCCCUGCAUUUAAAUCUUGGCUCUGCUGACCUGUUAUGUGAUCUUGAAGAUUUGUCUACCAGUAUCUCUGUAUCUAAUUGUCAGAUCCAAGAGAAUGUGGACAUCAGUACCGUUUACCAAAUCUUUGCAGAUGAGGUGCUUGGUUCAGGCCAGUUUGGUAUUGUCUAUGGAGGAAAACACAGAAAGACUGGAAGGGAUGUGGCUAUUAAAGUAAUUGAUAAGAUGAGAUUCCCCACAAAACAGGAAAGUCAGCUCCGUAAUGAAGUGGCUAUUUUACAGAAUUUGCACCAUCCUGGGAUUGUAAACCUGGAAUGUAUGUUCGAAACCCCGGAACGAGUUUUUGUAGUGAUGGAAAAGCUACAUGGAGAUAUGCUGGAAAUGAUUUUAUCUAGCGAGAAAAGUCGACUUCCAGAACGAAUAACUAAAUUCAUGGUCACACAGAUACUUGUUGCUUUGAGGAAUCUACAUUUUAAGAAUAUUGUGCACUGUGAUUUAAAGCCAGAAAAUGUGCUGCUUGCAUCAGCAGAGCCAUUUCCUCAGGUGAAGCUGUGUGACUUUGGGUUUGCACGCAUCAUUGGUGAAAAGUCGUUCAGGAGAUCUGUGGUAGGGACGCCAGCAUAUUUAGCCCCUGAAGUUCUCAGGAGCAAAGGUUACAACCGUUCCCUAGAUAUGUGGUCAGUGGGAGUUAUCGUCUAUGUGAGCCUCAGUGGCACGUUUCCUUUUAAUGAAGAUGAAGAUAUAAAUGACCAAAUCCAGAAUGCUGCAUUUAUGUACCCACCAAAUCCAUGGAGAGAAAUUUCUGGUGAAGCAAUUGAUUUGAUAAACAACCUACUUCAAGUGAAGAUGAGAAAACGUUACAGCGUAGACAAAUCUCUUAGUCAUCCCUGGCUGCAGGACUAUCAGACUUGGCUCGACCUUAGAGAAUUUGAAACUCGCAUUGGUGAACGUUACAUUACACAUGAAAGUGACGAUGCCCGCUGGGAAAUACAUGCAUACACACACAACCUUGUAUACCCAAAGCACUUCAUUAUGGCUCCCAAUCCAGAUGACAUGGAAGAAGAUCCUUAGUUACCAAUGAGCUAACUUCAAUAAGGAAGCAUUUCAUGUUAUGGACUGGCAUUUUGCUGCAUAACUGUUGUUCUCUGUAUGCUGUCAUCUGAAAGGAUGCAAAGAUAUGGAAAACAUAAGGAAUCAGUGACACCAAUACUGUAGUUCAUACUGAGGAGGUACAAGAGGGUAAACUGAGUCAUAAAAACACAUAAUGGAAUCCAAGACGAAGCUUUUCAUAAACUUCUACAACAUAAGCAAUGACUGGUUUUUGUAUUUUUUCCUUACCAUUCAUUUUAGUACAAUAGUGGCACUUAAUUUAUCUUCCCUUUCCUGUUCUUACAUUAUUUUUUUUUUAAAGGAGAAAAAAGGCAAGCUAGAGUCCAGUUAUUGCAUAGCUUGAUCAAAUCAUAUAAGAGUUAAACAGUUUAUAACUAAACAGAUUUGCAUUUAUGAGAUAACUGAGAGGCUACCAACAUGCCAUUUCCUAUAUUCUUUAAAAAUGUGUCUAACUGACCACAGAGGCACUGAGGGGUUUUUCCUAGAUGCCUAGAAAGGGAGUGAUGAACGUGUUUACCCUUCUCUUUUAGGUCAGUUAAACUUCAACAAUAGUAUCACUCUCACUUCUUUGGGGUUGAAAUUCUGAAUAUGCUCUUUAGAACAUGAAAAGUUGUCACCUUUUGUUUGUAUGUCUCAACAGCCCCUAAGAUUGUUUAGGACAACUGAUACACAAAACCAGCGGUAGGGACUGCUGGUCUAAGUGCUGAGUUGUUACAUACAUCUUCCUAUAGUUCAACUCUGCUGCUAAAUAUUCACAUUCCCAUUGAUGCUGUUGUGAUGCCACAAUUAGAUUCCAACAUUUAAUGGGUAUAGAUCUGAACUCUAAUCACACAAUUUCUCUUUACAUGGGACUGUAUAAUUUAAGGAAUAAAAUUAAAUACACGCCAAAAGUAGGGACAAUGCAGGGUCAGUUAAUGCUACAGGAAAGAAUAACAAUAUUCUUUUUUUCUUCCCUUAGCUUAUUGGAAGGCUUUACAGAUAUCUGGAAUGUUUUUAAAUCAAUUAUUUUAAGCAGUUUAGGGGAGUGGGUAGGGUGGAGCAUGAAACAAUUUAUAAAGAGUAGGGCUGUAUUAUCAGCUGAGCAAAUGAAAGAAUGAAAUAAGUAUUUUUAAAAACACUGCAGCUCCAGCAGCCAACUAGAGACAGUUUUUGUACCCUAACAUCAUAUUUAAGAGGUUAGACUUUUUCAUAGCUUUUAAAAGUUACUAAUAAAAAAAAAAGUUACUAAUAGUUUCCCCCCCCCAAAAGUUAAAGAUCUAGGUCCACUUAUAAAAAAUCUAGGGGCUUUGUGUUUCUUGAUUCCUAAAUAAUCACUGUAAAUGUUUUUUCCCCUCCAAAAAGAAAAAAAGAUGUGAAGCCCAAAAAUCUGGCUCUGCUCUUUAACUAUGUUGACCUCGGCAGGUAACAACCUGACUGGGCUUUGAGCUCCUCAAUCUGUAAGAUAAAGAUUAUAAUUCUUGCCUCUGUCUUCCUCGAUGUUGUUGUGAAGAUCAGAUAUUUAUAAGCUAAAAGUUAUAAAAGUGUUAAGUAACAUUGCCCAUGGAAUUUGAGAUAGCAGAAGAAAAGAAUGUUCUUGUGAACAGAAUGAGAGGGCCUUCAGAGAUCCCUGAAGCUACUCCCUUGUGUCGGGCUAAAAAUACCCCUGAGAGAAUGAAAGCAAACACCAGUGCUCCUCUGUUCUGAGCUCUUUACAUGUUUUUCCCUCACAGUAGACAUGGGUAAGUCAUUACAAACUUUGUCUCACAGAUAAGGACAGUGAGGCAGAGGAAAAUUAACUAGCUGCCUAAGGUCACACAGUUAGGAUGUGGGUUUGAAUCCAGGCAGUGUGUCUUCAGAGUCGUCCUUACUGCUAACCUUUCUGCUAUACUGCCUACCGUUAGAUAUUCCCAGAAGACACUCCAGUGUCUCUCAGUAUUUCAUUCUCAUACAGGAAUUUCACUCUCAUACAGGAAUUUUAAAAACUAAAAGCAAAUUAAUUAUGCAGAACCUUUGGGAAAUGUAUUUUCCCUGUGAUGGGGGUAACUUCCCCUAAUUUCUCUAAGUCUGUUUAUACAAUCAGUGUGCUCAAAUGAAGUAAUUUCUGAGUUACUACGCACCCUAUUGUGGUUUUACUGCAUAAGAUGAAAAUUAACUGGAAUGCUGUUUGCUAUACUUACAUAAUAAAACUUUACAAGCCAUAAAAUUUAUUGCACUCUUUGUUUUUGUUAUUGAGAAGUUUUCUUAGAAAAAAUUGUAAAGGCACUGUCAGAUAAUUUGGAAUUGAGUAAUUUUCUCCAGUUACUGUAUAACCUACAUAACCUUUUUUGUCUUGAAGUCAUCAUGUUUGUAUAAGAAAUAAUUGUUAGAAACAUUUGAUAAUGUAUACAAAGUCUAUAAUGACACUGUUUAGUACAUUUUUAAUUAUAUCCCACUUUUUGUAAAUAUCCUCAAAGAAGUUUGAUAAUAAAAUUUAUUUCCAUAUCACUGUACUUUUCCAUGUGAAAACCUGAGCUAGUAGAGGAUGUAUCCAAAGAAAAUUGUAUUUGGUUGUGUUAUUUUCCCAGGCUUUGGUAAGAGAACUGUUUUGGAAAUAGUAUUUGUAAAUGAAACUAAUGCUAUAUUUAAGAACACAGAUUUUUUUUUAUCUGACUAAAAUAAAAAACAACUCAUUAUUACAAUUUCAUACAAAA
Molecule: messenger RNA, 6268 nt
Organism: Dama dama (fallow deer)
Lineage: Eukaryota; Metazoa; Chordata; Mammalia; Artiodactyla; Cervidae
Gene: PRKD3
Product: protein kinase D3
Exons: 20
Coding region: 813-3560 (915 amino acids)
Biological process (GO): protein phosphorylation
Molecular function (GO): protein serine/threonine kinase activity; ATP binding
Source: RefSeq, a predicted model, not a curated record